Molecule: messenger RNA, 1185 nt
Organism: Alligator sinensis (Chinese alligator)
Lineage: Eukaryota; Metazoa; Chordata; Crocodylia; Alligatoridae
Gene: ARID3C
Product: AT-rich interaction domain 3C
Exons: 8
Coding region: 1-1185 (394 amino acids)
Biological process (GO): regulation of transcription by RNA polymerase II
Cellular component (GO): nucleus
Molecular function (GO): DNA binding
Source: RefSeq, a predicted model, not a curated record
AUGAAUGCACAGCUCGUGGAGGUUUUCUUGCAGAUUGGGCUGUCCAAGUUGAUGCUGGCCAGUGACCAGCUCACCACAGAGGAGGACGAGGACGAGGAGGCGCCCCGCUGCCCGGACGCCCCCGGCCCGCUGUCCCCCGCGCCGCCGCCGCCCCACGAGUGGACCUACGAGGAGCAGUUCAAGCAGCUGUACGAGCUGGACGACGACCCCAAGCGAAAGGAGUUCCUGGACGACCUCUUCGGCUUCAUGCAGAAGCGAGGGACGCCCGUGAAUCGCAUCCCCAUCAUGGCCAAGCAGGUGCUGGACCUGUACACGCUGUACCGGCUGGUGACCGACAAGGGCGGCCUGGUGGAGGUGAUCAACAAGAAGAUCUGGAGGGAGAUCACCAAAGGCCUCAACCUGCCCACCUCCAUCACCAGCGCCGCCUUCACCCUGCGCACCCAGUACAUGAAGUACCUGUACCCCUACGAGUGUGAGAAGCGAGCGCUCAGCUCCCCGGGCGAGCUCCAGGCCGCCAUUGACAGCAACCGGCGGGAGGGCCGGCGGCAGAGCUUCAGCGCCGCGCUCUUCAGCUACUCGCCCGUGGGCACGCCCACCAUGCUGGCCUCCCCCAAGGGCCCCGUGCCUGCCCUCGCCCUCGCCACCCACGGCUGCAGCCAGCUCGCCCAGGUGCACGCCAUCAAGAAAGAAGAUGGCCUGCUGUCCACGGCGGUGCCUGGGCGCCUCACCAUCCCCGUGAGCCUGGCGGGGCACCGCCUGGCAGCCGCCUCCCAGGCCGCGGCGCUGGAGCAGCUGCGGGAGAAGCUGGAGACAGGGGAGCCCCCCGAGAAGAAGAUGGCGCUGAUGGCGGAGGAGCAGCAGCGGCUGGUGCAGCACGCCCUGCAGCAGAACCUCCUGGCCAUGGCCUCCCAGCUCCCCAUGAGUGUCAAGAUCGGCAGCCGAGAUGACAGACAGGAGACCGCAUUGAACCUGUCCACCACAGGUAUUAGCAGCAUCAACAUGUCAAUAGAAAUAAAUGGAGUUGUCUACACAGGUGUCCUGUUCGCCCGCCGGCCAGCAGUGCCCGGAGCCCCCGGCAGCGCCGGCGGGGGCAACACCCAUGGGCGGGUGAGCCCAGCGCCCUCCCAGAACCAGCUGCUGUCAACCUCUUCCCACAGCCACACUCCCGCCAGCACCUCGCCAUGA